AUGUCUCUGCAAAUUAACAUUGAAUUCAGAGUAUUAGCCAUGUUGUUGCGUGAAUAUCAUUAUGAUCGUUCGAUUCCAGAAGAUACAAGCAUAUGCCCCUCGGUUUUCACCGCAAAACAUAAUUUAACUGUGCACCAAAAGAAGCAUACCGGUGUGCGUAUUCCAUGCACCGUAUGUCCAUCAACAUUUUCUUUCAAGACCAGCCUCAACAAACAUUUGAAGAACGCUUAUGGUAUCAUUAACGUUCCGGCUCACUUGAGACCAUUGCCUGCUGCUCCGAUCAUCGAUCAGCAAACACGACCAAGCGUGAUACAGUUCGCGCCUCCUACCACCCAGCAGAUUCAAAUAGCGGCUCAAAUUUUUGUACCGGAUGUCCCGGCUGGCGGAUCGCGCGUGUUAUCCGAAGAUGUCCCGACUGGCGGAUCUCGCGUGUUAUCCGAAGAUGACAUAUGUAUGUUCGCAAUGGAUGCAUAUGAAAUGCAAGACGCCGAUACAGAAUCUUACACUUCUGCUGUAAAUGGUAAACGCGUUUCUGUUACCAACACCACCUCAGCUGCUAGGGCAAAAAAGGCGCGUAUGGAUCUCGUUAAAUCACCCGGGUUUAAUGAAAUUUCGUCGUCCGCAAAUAGGAAGAUCGUGUGGUACUACGCUAAAAAUAUCACCAAUACAAAAAUUUAUUCAGACUUUCUCCGUCCACUUAUACCUGAGCUAAUAAAUUUAUUGAAAACACACGUACAAAAACAUGCGAUUAAAUUUAAUUUGAAACUUGAGGCGACCUAUAACCGUCCGAACGUACCAAACUCAUCGGAGAACAGGGCAUUCAAGACUUCAGCGGUAGAAAUUUACCCGGACAGUGACAUUAGAACAAUUGUAGAGAUAGCGUAUAUGAAGUUGAUGAAGGAGAAGGAUGAAUAUAUGGGAAGAGGUAGUGGUUUUACUUUAGAAUCCAUAGACGGGUUAUUGUUAGCGGUAUACAAAUAUACACCGAUGGGUGGUGCGUCUUAUAUUGAGUUACCGGCGUAUAUCGACAGGAAGCGGGCGACUGUAAACCCACAGAACCUAGAUCAGCAGUGUUUCAAGUGGGCGAUUCUCGCGAGGCAUGUGACGGGGACGGCGGUAUGCCGUGUCGGAGAAAAUUACAUGCAACAUGAAGAUAAAUAUAAUUUUGAUUGCAUCACCUUCCCUACACCUCUCUCAGAUAUACCGAAAUUUGAAAAAAAUAAUAUUAACGUGUCCAUAAACGUGUACGGCCUCGAUAAAAAAUUCCAAAUACCGAAAUUGCCGAGGUAUGAGGUCUACCCGCUACGUGUUGUUGACGAAGAAAAACCGAACCAUUUUGACCUAUUGCUGAUAACGGACGGUGACAACUCGCAUUAUACAUACAUUUCAAAUUUUUCCCGACUCAUACGUAAACAAAAAACCGGACAUGAUGGGCGUGUCGUGUUUUGUAAAAGGUGUUUUACCAGUUUCGACAACCGAAAUUUAAAAUACAAGCUGAGCGGGCAUGAGGCUCUAAACCAGCACAAAUUGAUUUGCGGGGCGCACAAGCCGAUUCUACCGGAGAUGCCGAAGGAGUGUGAUAGCAUUGAGUUUAAGGCGUGGAAAAAGACACAGCGACACCCUUUUGUUAUUUAUGCGGAUUUCGAAGCAUUGUUGGUGAAGACGGAGGAAAAGAAAGGCGAGAGUACUACAAUUAUACAGAGACACGAAGCGAUGAGUUACGGGUUUUUAGUGAAGGCGAGCGACAACGUACCGGAGGAGUUAUUGGAAGAGUACGAGAUACCGGCGGGGCCGGUAAUCUACAGAGGCAGCGAAGACAGAACGGACGUGGCGAGACAUUUUGUGGAGAUGAUAGUUGAGGUGGCCCAGAAAAUUGAAAAACUGAUGAAGACAAUUUUCCUAUAAAAAUGAGUGAGGGCGAAGAAAAAACACAUCAAGAGUGUAAUACGUGUAAUUUAUGUAAAUGUUGUUUAGCCGGGGGCGAUAAGGUUAGGGAUCACGAUCAUUUGACGGGGAAAUUUAGGCAGACUUUGUGCUCUAGGUGUAACUUAGAAUUACAACAACCUAAAUUUGUCCCCGUUUUUUUCCAUAAUCUAUCAAACUAUGACGCACAUCUUAUUGUAACGGAACUUGGAUAUGAUACUCAGACUAUCAACGUUAUUCCGAACAGCGAAGAGAAAUAUAUAUCUUUCUCGAAAUAUAUAAGUAGUACCUUCACUGUUCGGUUUAUCGACACGUUCCGGUUUAUGGCAUCGAGUCUGUCGUC
This is a messenger RNA of Aphis gossypii (cotton aphid), 2266 nucleotides long. RefSeq lists its product as uncharacterized. The record is from RefSeq and is a predicted model, not a curated record. NCBI's taxonomy places the organism in Eukaryota, Metazoa, Arthropoda, Insecta, Hemiptera, Aphididae.